Mustela lutreola (European mink) is the source of this 6434-nucleotide messenger RNA. Its product is annotated as zinc finger protein 14-like. Gene Ontology annotation, biological process: regulation of transcription by RNA polymerase II. The coding region runs from base 3396 to 5393 and encodes 665 amino acids. Lineage: Eukaryota; Metazoa; Chordata; Mammalia; Carnivora; Mustelidae. Gene Ontology annotation, cellular component: nucleus. Gene Ontology annotation, molecular function: RNA polymerase II transcription regulatory region sequence-specific DNA binding; zinc ion binding; DNA-binding transcription factor activity, RNA polymerase II-specific. The record is from RefSeq and is a predicted model, not a curated record. The transcript is spliced from 2 exons.
GCGUUGGCCUCUUGGUCUUAGGGUCAUGAGUCUGAGCCCCACAUUGGGCUUACAUAUUUCUUUUAUAAAAAAAGAAAGGAAGCGAGAAAGGCUGUAGGGACACCUGGGUGGCUUAGUCAGGUAAGCAUCUGCUUUUGGUUCAGGUCAUGAUUUCAGGGACCAGGGAUCCAGCCCCACAUAUGGGCUCUCUGCUCAGAGUGCAGUCAUCUCCUUUUCCCUCUGUCCCUCACCCAGCUCUGCUCUGUCAUGCUCUCUCUCUCACUCUCUCUCAAAUAAGUAAAUCUUAAAUUUUAAAAAGAAGCAUUUAACAAACUACAAGAAGUACAUGCUUCUCAGUAAUUACUUUCAAUGUAGACAGACUAGAUGCUCCAAUCAAAAGACAUACAUUGACUGAAUGACAAAAAAAAAAAAAAAAAAAAAGAACCCAUGUGUUGUCUGCCUAAAAGGGAGACACAAUAUGGACUGAAAGUCAAGUGGACUAAAAUAGAUUCUCCACGAAAAUAGGAGUGGGCUAAAAAGUAGAGCUCAAAUACUUACAUGAGAUACAGUACGCGUCAUAAAGAAGACUGUGACAAGACAGAGACUGCCAUGACAUGCAUGACGAUAGACAUAUUAGACAAGAACAGUUGAACAGUUGAAUAUAAUGGGAACCAAUGGGAAUGCUUAAAUAUAGAAAGCAAAUAUUAGGAGAAAUAGAGGCAGAAAGUGACUAUAGUAAAUAGUUGUGGGAGGAUUUAACACUCCACUAACGUGCCUGCAUAGAACACCCAGACUGAAAAUCAGUAAAGAAUGGAUUUCAGUGACAUCGCACCAGGUGGACAUAGUGAUCUUUCCAUUCCAAAUGGCAGAAUUCACGUUCUUUUCAAGGACACAUGGAACAUUGUCCAGGAUAGUUCGUAUGUUAGACCACGAAAUGAGUCUCAGUAAAUUUAUGAAGACUGCGAUCUUAGGAGGCAUGCUUUUGUAGAAUGGCAGCAUGAAAUUACAUGUCAGUAAUAAGAACAGGAAGCAGCUUGGGAUGCCUGGCUGGCUCAGUUGGUCAAAUGUCUACCUCCCACGUGGGUCACGGUCCCAUGCUCAGUGGGGAGCCUGCUUCUCCCUCUGCCUGUGGCUUCCCCUGUGUGUGCCCCCUCUCUACUCACUCUGACAGAUAAAUUUCAAAAAUCUUUACCAAAAAAAAAAAAAAAUAAGCAAAAUAUAUUGAGGCCAAACAGCAUGCUACUAACACCAGUGGGUCAACAGAGAAGGUCAGGGAGGAAUCACAAAAUACCCGGAGGCAAUGAACAAUGAGUGGUUGAUGGAACAUCUUUGUCCCAAGCAGCACAAGCUGGUAAGAGAGAUGUGGACUGGGUGCCUGGAGGGGAUCAGUGGGUUAAACCUCUGUCUUUGGCUCAGGCCAUGGUCUCGGUGUCCUGGGAUCGAGUUCCACAUCAGGCUAUGCUCGGCGGGGAGCCUGCUUCCCCCUUUCUCCCUGCCUGCCUCUCUGCCUACUUGUGAUCUCUCUCUCUGUCAAAUAAAUAAAUAAAAUCUUUAAAAGAAAAUAAUCAGGGAAGUCAAAAUCGAAUCAGCAGUGACAUACCACCUUAUGGCAGCCAGGUUGGCUGUAUAAGGACAAGGACAACAGGACAACAAGUGCUGGUGAGAAUGUGGAGAAAAGGAAACUCAUCUUUGCUGGUGGGAAGGUAAAUUGGUGCAGCCCACAUGGAAAGCAGUACGGAGUUUCUACAGAACACCACAGAAGGACCAUAUCGUCCGUAAUUCUACUUCUGGGCAUUUACCCACACCAAAAACACUGACGUUCAUCGUAGCGUUACUUGCAGUACUCAAGAUACGGAAGGGACCCGCACAUCCGUCAGUGGGAGAACUGGAUAAUGAACAUGUGGAAAACGCAUAUAAGGGACGAUUGCCCCGCCGUGGAAGAGGGAUGACGUCUUCCCGUUGGUGAAUAUGUGGAUGGAACUAGCGGGUUUUCUUCCACGUAAAUAAGUCAGAGAGACAAACACCAUAUUUUACUUAUGUGUGGAAUCUAAAUAACAAAGUGAAUGAACAAAUAACAGGAAGUAGAAACAGAUUUAAAACUAUCAAGAAGAAAUUGGUGUUUGUGCCACUGGAGGGUACGGAGGGAGAGGAGAAAUAGAUGAAGGGGAUUGAGUGGUCCAGAGCGGCACUUACCGAAGGUGCGAAUGAAUGGAGGAGGGCACUGUUGCGUGGGGCACUGGGUGUGGGGUAGAAACAGUGAAUAUUGGAACACACACACACAGACACACAAAACUAAAUGUGGGAAUGGAAAGUACAGCAGAGGGAAUACAGUCACAAUAUUGUAUUAGUUUUCCAUAGUGACAGAUUUUAAUUACACUUAAUGUGGCAAGAAUUUUGUGAUGCGGAUGAUUGUUGAAACACCGUGUUGGGACCUGACCAUAAAAUGAGUGGUCACUAUGCUUCCAGCAAGAAGAAGAAAAAGUCCACACUUAACCAUCAGCAAUGAACUCGAAGAAUAAAGAGCCCAUCUUCCAGACUGCUUAUGGCCCUUCAAAUCCUACCCCCUGCUGGGCUGUUCAAGGGGAGCUCUCGGCGGCCACACCCACCGACCGACCUCCCAGUGGCAGCUGGGGCAGUGCAGGCAGGCUCCCCCGAUGGCCUCAGUGCCUUCAGAAUGGUCCAGCAGCCCUUCGUCGGAGAAGGGAGAAGGGAACAGCAUUUGUGCAUGUCCGUUAGAAACGGGACUCCGUCCUUGUGCUGAGAAGGGUGAUUUUGUCAUUCCCCUGGCCUCCUGUCAGACAUUUCAUCCAUCCUUGCCCACGGGGCAAGCCUUUCUGUGUUCCUUUGUAGAAGUAGGGUGUGAAGCUAUGUAUCUUGCCCAGUUCUUUUCUACUUUUCUGAUAAUACUUCCCUCCACAUUAGUCGCCAUGGAUUUUGAAGUAUUUCUGAGUAAAUAGGCUGCCCUACAUAGACUUUUCCUCUUAUUGCCAAAGUCCCAAAUCACUAGGGUCCUGAGGAUUUUUCUUUGGUUACUUGUCUAUUCUUCCUGAUGAACCUCGUUUCCAUUUUGGGAUCAGUAAUGACUAGAAAUCAACUUAUAGCCUGUUUUCCUACCUUCAAACAUCAGGUCAUUCCCAAGAAAUUGAACUUUGCUCCUAAUUUUUGCAGUUGAUAUAAGUCAGGAUAAAAGGAGUGCAUCAAGUCCUCAGCAGAAUGUUCUGCAGAAUGAGCUCCCCAGUGAAGCCGAGACCAUCUUAUUUGCAAGAAAUGAUUUGUGCUCUGUUUUUGGAGCAAACUGGAAAUUUCCUAACAGUGGAGAUCAGACCCAAACCGAGGAAAGGUGUUUGAGAGGUCAUUUGGUGAAGCGGGUCUGUGAAAGCAGUGAAGAUAAUCGAUGUGGAGAAACCAGAAGGCAGAUGACAAGUCUUACCGUGCAUGAGGAUUAUCCUACUGGAGAUAAGUCCUGUCACUGCGCCACGUGUAGAGAAGCCUUCACAGAUGGUUCUUUCCCUGAGAAUCCACAAAGAUCCCACCCUGGACACAAACCUAGUCCCCGUGAGGAACGUGGGUCAGCCAGCAGCUGUGUCUCGAGCCCUAGCCUUCACGUGGACACAGGCCUUGGAGAGAAACCUUAUGAACCUCAGGACACUGGGGGAGCUUUGAAGAGAGACUUGAAGAGUCGCUGUAGUAAACAAUCUUUAGAGUGCCAGAAAUGUGGAAAAAGUUUUAUUUGCAGGUCAUCCUUUCGGGGUCAUGUGAAGGAUCACUGUGGACAGAGAGUCCAUGCGUGUGACGUGUGUGGGAAAGUCUUCAUGUAUCAGUCCUACCUUACACGUCACAUGAGAACUCACAGUAGGGAGAGACCCUAUGAAUGUGUGAAGUGUGGAGAAGCCUUUGAGUCUUCUUCACGUCUACAAAGACACGUGAGGACACACACUCGGGAAAAACCCUGUAAAUGUCAGCAAUGUGGGAAAGCCCUCCCUGGUGAUGACUCCCUUGAAGCACACAUGAGAAGACAUGAGAAGGACAGAACCUUGGAAUGUAUGGAGUGUGGGCCAAGUUUGAGGAAGCAUCUGCCUUUUGAACAUCACUUGACCACACACAAUGUCAAGAAACCCUAUGAGUGUAAGGAGUGUGGCAAGCUCUUUAGAUAUCACACAGCCCUUGGAGUCCAUAUGAGGACACAUACUGGGGAUAGACCCUACGAAUGUAAGGAGUGUGGGAAAACUUACGUGAAGUCUGAACAUUUUAAACGCCACAUGAUCACCCACAGUACCGUGAAACCCUAUGAAUGUAACCGGUGUGGCAGAUCCUUCCGGGAUUACACAAACCUGCGCGUCCAUAUGAGGACGCACACUGGGGAAAGACCCUAUGAAUGUCAGCAGUGUGGGAAGACCUUCAGAUAUCUUGGAAAUCUGCGAGAACAUAUGACAACACACACGGGGGAGAGACUGUAUGAAUGUCAGCAGUGUGGGAAGACCUUCAGGUAUAACUCAUGCCUGCGAGAACACAUGUGGAAGCACAGUGGAGAGAGACCCUAUAAUUGUCAGCACUGUGGAAAAGCCUUCAUUCGUCACCACACUCUUGUAGUACAUACUGUGAGAUGGCACACCGAGGGUGGACACUUGGAAUGUAAGGAGUGUGGUGAAACUUUCAGAAAGCAUCGAGCUUUCGAACGUCACAUGGCCACACACGGUAUCCUGAAACCCUAUGAAUGUAAGGAGUGUGGAAGAGCCUUCAGGUGCCACAGAGACGUACAGGUACAUACGAGGACACACACUGGGGAAAGACCUUUCAAAUGUGAGCUGUGUGGGAAAGCCUUUAAGUCUCCUGCAAACCUUCGAGCACAUAUGAGGACACACAAUGAUGAAAGCCCCCGCAAAUGUCAGCAGUGUGGGAAAAUCUUCUCGACUCCUGGACGCCUGCAAGUACAUAGGAGGACACACACUGGGGAAAGACCCUGUAAAUGUGAGCAGUGUGGGAAAGCCUUCACCUCUCCUGGAAACCUACGAGCUCAUAUGAGGACACACAGUGGGGAAAGACCCUGUAAAUGCCAGCAGUGUGGGAAAGCCUUCACCUGUGCUGCGUCCUUGCGGGUACAUAUGAGGACACACACUAGGAAGAGACCCUAUGAAUGUCACCACUGUGGCAAAGCCUUCAGGAGUCCAUCGCACCUGGAAGCACACACACGGACACACACUGGGGAGAGACCUUUUAAGUGUACAGAGUGUCGGAAAGCGUUCAGUCAGCCUCAGUGUUUUCAAGAUCAUUUGAAAACGCACAACACAGUUAAAUCCUAUGAAUGUAAGGAGUGUGGGAAAGCAUACAAGUUUCCCUCAUCCCUUCGAGGGCAUAUGAAGACACACACUGGGGAGAGAACCUCACUGGUCACGACUCCCUUCAGGAACACGUGAGGAAUCACAGUGGACGGUGACCUUUUGUGAAUCUGCGGUCUCUGGUAAGACAUUCCAGUAUCACACAGAACUGCAAGUAUCUGUGAUGACACUAGACGGGAAUUGUGUGAAUGUCUACGCUGUGGGAACGCCUUCAGGUGUCCCUCUAAUCUUUGGGGAUGCUUAUGAGAGUACAGUGAUGUGAAACCCUGUGAAGUUAAGAACCAUGGAAAAACCUUCCUCAAUCUGGGAGUACAGACACUAAGGGAAAGCAUUUAAUCUCCCUAAAAUCAUCUUUUAAAUGAGAGCCAAUAUACUGGAGACAAACCCUAAUGGACACAGUUUGGGGAACACUUCCUGUAUAGAACGUCAUGUAUUUUGUUCACGACAAUUGUGGCAGGAGAGAAAUCAUUUCAUUGUUGCAAACAUGGCUUUAUUUUUGCAAGUGCCUCCUCCAUGAUAGAAAUGCGAAGUGUCUAAUUUCUAGUUCGUGUUUCUGAUAUGAACACUCAUGGUGCUAAGUGUCCUUUGUCUUCUAUGUCUGUACGACAUGCACUUUGUUGUGUCAGACUUGAAGUAAUCACCUGGUUAUAUAAAACACGGUUCUUUUCCAUUACAAUGUCAUUUAAACUCACGUUGAUAAGAAUGUGUAUAUGGGAGGGGUGUGUGUGUACAACUUUAAAUAAUUUUAGAAAAAAACUUGAAGUUUAUAUUCCCCAAACUUCCCAAUCUAUGAUCAUCACAUGAGACUUUUUGAUUGUUGAAAGUUCUUUUCUGUUCUCUGUUGCUAAUAACCGGAAUUUCUUGACUCUGAAUCGCCUCUAUAUUUUCUAUCUUCAUUAUUGCAAUACAUGUUUUCACCUAAGCUCUCUCCUUUUAUUGAGCAGUUGUUAAAUUUUUAUGUUGUUUUCAUCUCUUCUGAGAGUUAUUUUUGGUGUCUUUGGUUGAUUUUGUUCCAUAUAUCACUUCUAAGAAUGUGAUUUUGACCAUUGCUCAGGAUUGCUGGUUUUGUUUUGUUUUGCUUUGCUUUUCCUGCGGUCAGUGAUUGUGGUGGAAAUAUCA